AUGAUUGAGACACUGAGAUUCGUGGCACCGUCCAUCUACAAGGACGCCGAAUUCACACAUUUCGGCCGCGAAGCACUCUGGGGCUCACUCAUGUGGCGCCAGAAGAAGCAUGAGCCCUGCGUGGACCUCCUGGCUCACACCGAACUGGGCGACGGUGACAUGGCCUUCAACCUCAUCACUGACGCCAUCACGCUGUGGCCCGACAGCCCCGAGCUCUUCCUCGUUCGAGCGAUGUUUCUGAUGACAACUGACGACCAGGAGCGGCUUGAACUUGCGGAGGAGGACGGAGCCAUUGCAGUUGCCCUGGACCCCAGCUGCGCCGAGGCCUACUACAGGCGAGCGAAGACACGUAGCUGCCUGAGCAACACCCGCGGAGCAAUUGCCGACAUGCGCGAAUGCAUAUUGAGCGUGAAGAAGGACCCUUUACUGAAGGACAGGCUCUGCAGGGCCCCCAAGGAUCUCAAGAACCUGGAGUUCCAGUGGCAGCUGUUGGUCCAAGAACACCAGAAGGGACACGAGGCGCGCGCAACCGCCGCGGCCGCUGCGAGCGAAGCGCGCACAGCGCAGGCCGCACAGCUGGCGCAGCAUGCACGAGAGGUGUCCGCGGAGAAGCUGCGGCGGCUCAGAAGUCUGGAGCUUGACGCGGCUGCAGCCUCCCUCGCUGCUGCCGCUGCAAAGGCUCUCUCUGCAGAGAAUCACUGCAGGCGCGGCUCUCUUACAUCUGGCCCUUUCACCAGCUCUGCCCUCAAGCUGCCAGCUCAGCAGCCGCCAGCUCAGCAGCUGUCAGCUCAGCAGCCGCCAUCACACCGCAGCACAGCUGGCACUGCCGUGCAGCCUGGGACGAGGCCUCCUUCACGCUCGCGGCAGCCACAGUUCCAGAGCCAGAAGGAGCCGUUGCUGUUUGUCAGCCUUCCACCCACAUGCGGCUCUGCCGCACAGCCGCCUCAGAUGGGCAGCUCUGCUGGCCACCGGAGGAUCCAAGUCAGCCAAAAGGCAAUGUGGCGGCUGCCGGCCGCUGCCCUUGCAGCAGCACGCACCACACGGCCCAGUACUGCAGGACGUGUCUCCGGCGGUGUUCUCUUUGCCAUGCCAGCUUCUGAGCAGCCGCUCCCCAGCGGCGCGCCAUCGGCCGGCGCCGUUGCGCAGAGAUCAUGUGCGGCGACGCCAGCCUUUGGCAGCACUCUGUCCGUAUGCAGCUCAAUUGCACAACUGCCUCAGCAGCACCCGUCAGCUGACCAUUGGACCGUCUCUCCUCGCAGCACUGCAGAGCAGCAGCCGCCGAUGCCUGCCACCGCCGCAGCAAGCGUCUGCAUGCAGCCGGGCGCGCUUCCGCCGCUCGAUCGGCCAACGCCACAGAUCCAGUUCAUGUGGGACUCUCUGGUGAAGGUGGAUGCACCCGCCACAGAGCCCAGUGCAGCAGGGCACGCAUCAAGCGGUGUUCCCUCUGUUCUCCCAGCUCCCGAGCAGCCGCCUCCCGCUGAGGCGCCACCGGCCGCCGCCGAUGCGCAGAAGGUGCUGGCGGAAGUCCCUGAAACCGCACCUCAGGGCCACUUCCAGUUUGGGACGCUGCCAGAGGUCGCAUGUUAUCAGCCCUGCUCCUUCGUGACCCUCGGAGAAACGGAGAAGCCCGUCAACUCGAAUAUUCAAAGCGAGCUGCCGCCUCAAUCCGAAGCGGCGGCCAGUCACAUCGGCGCGGAUGAGACCCCGACAGCAUGCACCUGCACACAGGAGCCAGAGAGCAAUUCAAGGAAGGCAGUAGAGGUAUCGCCGCGCGAUGGAAGCUCCUUCCAUGGCUCGGAUGCCUUGAAGCAGCCCUCGGUUGCAAGUCCCAGAAGCCCAGACCUGCUGCUGGGGAGGGCCAUGCUGCACAUCAGCGCCGGCAAUAUUCAAGCAGCUGAACUGGAUGCAGCCAAAGCCUUGGUGGAUUACCCAUGCGUCUCGGACAGCCACUGCUGGCGCCAGUGCAGCGAUCUGCUGCAGGGCUUGCACCUGGCAUCUGCCACACAGAAGGUCAUGGGCCUCCUGAGAGUCUUCCUGGCGGGCCCAAGGGACGACGCCAGCCUGGCAGCGACGGCCGCAGCGUGCACAGCAUGCGCAGCGCGUCACGCUGAGCUGGCGGAGAGCGCGCGCGACAGCGCUGAGCUGGCGGUGGUGGAGCGCGAGAUUGUGUCCGACCCGGCCGCGUUCAGCUGCGAGGCAGCUGCCGCGCAGCUGCCCUGUCCAUUGGCGGUUGAGGACUCAGACAGCACUGAGGUGUGCUGGGAGCUCUAUACCAUUGAGGAGUCUGAUGAGGAAGAGCAGCAGGAAGCUGAGGAAGUGGGAAGUUCCGCGGCCCAGAUCUUCGAAUCCAGUGACGGCUCCCCUGUGAGGCCCACUGUGACUGCUGGAGAUCCUGCAGUGAGCUCUGCAGCAGCGGAGGUGGAGGUUGGUGCAGAUAGGAAGGGAGAGCGGGUUCUGAGGGGUGGGAGCGUGAUGGGCAAGGGUGGCCAAGAAGCUGAGGGGGCUGCUGGCGCGCUUGGGCGCCAAAUUGUGGGUCAUCGACUGCAGCUAGAUCAGUCAUUAGAUUAG
This is a messenger RNA of Coccomyxa subellipsoidea C-169, 2568 nucleotides long. RefSeq lists its product as hypothetical. Lineage: Eukaryota; Viridiplantae; Chlorophyta; Trebouxiophyceae; Coccomyxaceae. The record is from RefSeq and is a predicted model, not a curated record. The coding region runs from base 1 to 2568 and encodes 855 amino acids. Gene Ontology annotation, molecular function: protein binding. The transcript is spliced from 8 exons.